Messenger RNA from Harpegnathos saltator (Jerdon's jumping ant), 1237 nucleotides. RefSeq names its product Late endosomal/lysosomal adaptor, MAPK and MTOR activator 2 (gene Lamtor2). The coding region runs from base 569 to 949 and encodes 126 amino acids. The record is from RefSeq and is a predicted model, not a curated record. Gene Ontology annotation, molecular function: molecular adaptor activity; guanyl-nucleotide exchange factor activity. Gene Ontology annotation, biological process: positive regulation of TOR signaling. NCBI's taxonomy places the organism in Eukaryota, Metazoa, Arthropoda, Insecta, Hymenoptera, Formicidae. The transcript has 3 exons.
UCAGAAGAAAUGUGUUUUGUUUCAAUUAAUCAGAUGUGAAUGUCGGACCACCAGGACGGCGCAUGCGCGAGAUUUCUGUAUAUUUUUCGGAAUUAUAUAUUGAGUCGGAGUUAGCGGUCUAGUUAUACUAUAGAAGUCUGUGCGGCUGACGCAGAUCGCGAGAGAAUUGAACGCAUGCAAUCGGGUCUAUUUUCGUGCCACGCGGGAAGGAAAGAAGGAAGGAAUCUUCGAAUUUAUGCGCGCAACGAGUCCUCGUGAUCGAUGUGAUCGUGCUGCUCACGUGCGUGAGUGAGUCACAAGUGCCGAGAGGGAGUCCCCCGACGAAGAUCAAUCCAACUGCGCAUCUGGAGAAGCGUAACUCGUGACUGUUCUCCCGCUCCUCCCCUCUCGUCCUGGUUCCUGCCUCUGACAGUUCAUGGAGUAUAUACAUCGCCGAUUUGCCGAUAACAGCUGAUAUCAAUGUCGAGAUAGGCUGCCGGGGAAAGGAAAGAUUUCUGCAGAAACGUAAAAAAAUAAAUAGCAUUCGAUUGACGAAGAAAUAUCGAGGAUCGAGGGUGACAGCGAAAAUAUGCUGAAGCCGAAGGCUCUCACGCAGGUUCUCAGUCAAGCGAACACCGGAGGUGUGGAGAACACUUUAUUGCUCAACAGAGAUGGAGGAUUGCUGGCUUAUAGCGGUUAUGGAGACAAGGAUGCUAGAGUGACAGCUGCCAUCACGAGUAACAUUUGGACUGUUUACGAGAAGAACGGGAGGAACGCCUUUAAAGAGGACGAGCUGCAGUUUGUUCUGAUGGAUUGCAUGGAAGGGAAGGUUGUUAUUACAGAGGUAGCCAACUUGUUGUUAUGUUUGUACGCAAAGGAAAAUGUAGGAUUUGGUCUGUUGCGGGAGAAGGCACAGGCGUUAGCUCAAUAUCUUGAUCAACCCUUGAAGACAAUAGCAAGUAUGCCCUGAGGGAGUCUUAUAUACGAUCUGUUUCUGAGGAAAUCAAUGUAUUAUAAUGCAUUAUGCUUAUUCUGUACUAUUUAUUUGUCAUUUGUAAGAACUUGCGAUUUGUACGAAUACUGUAUGCACAUGUUUAAAUAUAUUUUUUAUUAAUUUUAAAUCGUGCGUGCGUGCGUGUGUGCGUUAUCGUCUUGAUAUGUGUAUGUGUACAAUCGAGUGACAGAGGGUAAGUGAGAAGAUAAAGCAGAAGGAUGCAUGUGUAUAACUUUAAUAAUACAAUAAAUCUUUUAUUCUUCA